Molecule: messenger RNA, 1091 nt
Organism: Poecilia reticulata (guppy)
Lineage: Eukaryota; Metazoa; Chordata; Actinopteri; Cyprinodontiformes; Poeciliidae
Gene: bphl
Product: biphenyl hydrolase like
Molecular function (GO): serine hydrolase activity
Source: RefSeq, a predicted model, not a curated record
AAAUUUCCCUGACGUAAACACUCCCAAACCUCACUCACUCACUCGCUGCUGCUGCCCGGACUUCCUUUGAAAACACCUACAUGCAGCUCAUGACUGAGAGGACUUUGAACUAUCUUAACCCGCUUUAAUCCAACCUGUAGUAGCUGACCGAGUGGCUGCAACGCUUAUUGACUAAAUGGCCUUGCUUUUGUUUGGAGGACGUUUGUUUAAAUGCAGCAGAGACGUCGGGAAGAUCAUGGAGGCGUCGCAGCUGUACUGCUCUUCAGCUUCCUCGGGCAAGCGGCGUGUUAACGGCGUUGAUCUGUACUACGAGCAAACAGGACAAGGGAAACAUGCUGUUCUUCUCUUUCCUGGUGCUCUGGGAAGCACAAAGACAGAUUUCGGUCCGCAGCUGAAGUCUCUGAACAAAGAGCGUUUCACUGUGGUGGGGUGGGAUCCCCGUGGAUAUGGGCAAUCCCGUCCUCCAGAUCGAGACUUCCCUUCUGACUUCUUUGAGAGGGAUGCAAAGGAUGGAGUAGAUCUGAUGAAGACUCUAGGUUUUAAGAAAUUCUCUUUGCUGGGUUGGAGCGACGGGGGAAUCACUGCUAUGAUUGCAGCUGCAAGGAACCCUGAUCUGAUAAAUAAGAUGGUCGUCUGGGGAUCUAAUGUCUUCGUUACUCAGGAUGACCUCAAGCUUUACAACAUGGUCCGUGAUGUCUCCAAGUGGAGUGCAAGAAUGAGGCAGCCCAUGGAGGAAGUGUACGGAGUGGAAGCAUUUGCUAAAAUAUGGGAGAACUGGGUGGAUGGCAUUGCUCAAUUUGCAAAGAGACCAGAAGGAAAUAUCUGCAUGGAACUUCUACCUCUUAUCAGUUGUCCAACCCUGAUCAUACACGGAGAGAAAGACCCUAUGGUCCCCAGCUUCCACCCUCAUUACCUUCACAAAAACAUCAAAGCAUCACGGUUGCAUCUAAUGCCAGAAGGAAAGCAUAACCUCCAUCUGAAGUAUUCGGAGGAAUUCAACAAACUAGUUGAAGACUUCCUGAAAGACUGAGGCAGAUCAUCAUUUGUUUUUUAGCCUGCAAACAAUCAUAGCGAAGAAAAUCUUCAUCUUG